AUGGCUGGUUGUCUGCAAAUUUCCAGACCUCAUAGAGCAGUGGCACUUCUGAGGGGCCACCUUAUUACGUUUGCUUUGGUUUUCUGCUUUGCCUCCGUGGACGCAGAGCCCUUUAACCCAGCUUUCCUCUAUAAACACAGGUCUGGACCUAAUGAAGACAACAUCAUCAUCGCUAACAAUGGGAUCAGGGUUCCCUUUGGGAGGUCUGUGCAUCUGGACCCUGUCAGUGACUUGGUAACGGAGGUGCAACCUGGCGACCGCUGUCACAUCACAGUUCUGGACAAUGACCCACUGGCCCAGAAACCUGGAAUACUUACUCCUAAAAAGUUCCCCUGUGCAUUUGGAGCGGAUGAAGUGAAGUACACUCAUUUUGGUUCUCGGAGUCCCAGCAAGGAUCGCGUGAAACUGCAGCUGCGUUAUGACUCGCAGACAGACACAGUUAUCAUCCCCUUCAUGCUAGAGGUGGAGGUGGUUUUUCAGCAGCUGGAGAUCCUCACCAGGAAUAUGCCCCUCACGGUAGAGAAGCUCAAUGGCAACAGCAACCCUAUUGACAAGAAGGGUCUGGAGUUUUCCUAUGAGGAUGGAGUAACACAGUGUAAGAUAACCACUCUGGUCGGUGCUGGAGGUCUCCCCAGGUAUGGUACACUUUUGAAUAACUCUACAAAUGGCCAGAUGAUUGACUGUGAUGAGUUUGUUAAACAAGGAAUUCGCUACAAGCACACCGCUAAAACCAACUCACCAAACAGAGACUAUAUCCCGAUGAUGGUGGAGCUGCAAGAUAAUAAUGGAAAUGUCAUAAUGCAAGAGCAUUUCCAGAUGAUGGUUAGAAUUAAAGAGGGUGCAGAGAAUACUGCUCCUAAGCCCAGUUUCGUUGCCAUGAUGAUGAUGGAGGUUGAUCAGUUUGUGAUGACAGCUGUUACAAGUGAUAUGCUGGCUGCAGAGGAUGUCGAGUCUGAUCCAGACGAUUUAAUCUUCAACAUUACUUCACCUCUGGGCCAUCAGCAAGGCCAUAUCAUCAGUACAGAUGAUCGAAACCUGCCCAUCACUUCAUUCUAUCAGAGAGACAUUAAAGACCUUAAAAUAGCUUAUAAGCCCCCCUCAGAGGACUCAGAUGUAGAGAGAAUUUUCCAGCUUGAGUUUGAAAUUGUAGACACUGAUGGCGCAGUGUCUGAUACGUUUGCUUUCAUGAUUGUGGUGAAGGCUAUGAAUACCUUGGCUCCUGUAGCAACUAAAAAUACAGGGCAGCUAUUGUUUGAAGGGCAAUCCCGAGCGCUGUCCAGCUCCCAGAAUUUAGAGAUUAGUGAUGAAGAUAACCUGGAGGAUGUGAAAAUUACUGUUGUCGAUGGCUUAAAACAUGGAGAACUGACUGUGCUUGGUGCUCGUAGGAAAUUCUUUACACCUGCUGAUUUAGAUGUCGGUAUUGUGGUGUACCAACAUGAUGGCAGUGACACCUACAGUGACAACAUUAUUUUCAGAAUGACCGAUGGCAAAAAUGAGGUAGAGUUUUUGUUUCCCAUCACUAUUGCCCCCACUGAUGAUGAGCCUCCUAUCAUUAAUGCCAACACUGGCCUGGUGCUGUUCAAGAAUGAAGUAAUGCAGAUCUCUCCCUUCAUUUUGAGUGCUACAGAUAUUGAUUCAGAGGACUCCACAAUAAAGUUUAUCCUUGAAGCCCCUUACUCUACGGUAGGAGAGUUUCUUCUCAGGCAAGUGGAGCCUCCCUCGGACCCCUCUCUCUGGAAGUUUAGUGCGACAGAUGAGAUGUUUGAGCAGGUGGUGACUGAGUGGUUUCAGCAAGAUAUACUUGAUGGAAAGCUCUUCUAUCGUCACUUUGGACUCCACAGCACCACCACUGUAAUUGAUCAAUUUAUAUUCCGGGUCUUAGAUGACAAUGAUCCUCCUAACCAAUCAGGUGAGCACAUAUUUACCAUCAAAAUCCACCCUGUAGAUGACCUACCCCCAGAGCUUUAUCCAGGCACUACACUUCACAUGACAGUCCAAGAAUAUGAGCUGACACACUUCAAGAAGAGUUUCUUGCGCUACACCGAUUUGGAUUCAGAUGAUAGGGACCUGAAGUACAUCAUUACCAAGGUCCCUACUGACACGGAUGAGAACAACCCAGCAGCACUGGGAGAAAUUGUCCUUACUGACAGCCCUGACACAGCAAUUACUGAGUUCACUCAGGCCCAGGUCAAUCACCAUAAAGUGGCCUACAGGCCUCCAGACCAGGAACUGGGCAUCACUCCAAAAGUUGUUCAGUUCACAUAUAUUGUGGAAGACACUGCUGGUAACUCAGUAGAUGGACUAUUCACCAUUUUCUUACAGCCAGUAGAUAACAAACCCCCAGUUAUCACCAACACUGGCUUUACUGUUCUUGAAAGAAGUAUGUUUAUCAUCACCACAAAAGAGCUGCAUGCCACAGACUAUGAUACAGAUGAGGAAAAUAUCCUAUUUACUGUGACCCAGAUUCCCCGCUUUGGGCAGCUGCAAUAUUUAGGUAUUGACAUGUUAAACGGCGAAACAUUUGUGCUAGAAGACAUAGCAAAUGCCCGCUUAGCUUACAUCCAUAGUGGAGAGGAAUCCCUCAGCGAUGUCAUCAAGCUUGAUGUCAGUGAUGGUUUCCAUGAGGUACCUAUCAUUAUCAAGGUAACCAUUGAGCCUGUUGAUGAUGAGUCUCCCACUAUUAUGCUUCCGGCCGGUCUGCUUGGAGCCUCCAUUGACGUCCUGGAGAAUGGAGCAACAGAAAUUACAAGCAAUGUCAUUCAGGGCCGGGAUGAAGACACAGAUGACCUCAUGCUCACUUUCAUUGUGGAGGAGCCUCCUAGGUUAGGUGAGAUCCUGGUCAAGGGUGCCCCUGCUGAGAGAUUCACUCAAGAGGACAUUAUCAAUGGGGUGGUGGUGUAUGCUCAUACAUCUGGUGAAAUUGGGCCACUCAAAGUUCAUGACUCCUUUAACCUCACCCUAUCUGAUUUGUCAGAGCAAUGGGUCGUUGGAGGCAAUAAGGUCCAAGGCGUAAGAGUUGACGUCCUCAUCCUCCCUGUUGACAGUAUUCCACCUAUUGUCAGUGUCGGAGAGCAGUUUGUAGUCGUGGAGGGGGAAAAGAAUGUCAUUACACUGGAGCACAUUGAGGCAGAGGAUAUUGACACAGACAAUGACGAUAUCCUGUGUACCAUCAUUGUCCAACCAACAUCAGGCUAUAUGGAAAAUAUCUCCCCUGCCCCAGGCUCUGAGAAGUCCAGGGCAGGCACAGCUAUAACUGCCUUUAGCAUCAAAGAUAUUGGACUUGGUCAUAUAUACUAUGUCCAGAGCAUCCACAAAGGGGUGGAACCUGUGGAGGACCGGUUUACUUUCCGCUGUUCAGACGGUAUUAACUUCUCUGAACGCCAAUUCUUCCCCAUAGUCAUCAUCCCAGCCAACGAUGAAAAGCCUGAGAUUUUCAUUCGUGAGUUUGUGGUCAUGGAAGGCAUGAGUUUGGUUAUUGAUACACCACUCCUGAAUGCAGCAGACUCUGAUAUUCCUGUGGAUGAACUGGACUUCGAGAUCAUCAAAAAUCCCAAACAUGGCACCAUCGUUCAGCAGCUCAGCACUGGCACCAUCCCUGUGUAUAGGUUCAAUUUGGAACAGAUCAAAGAAGCAUCCAACAUUGUCUAUGAGCAUGAUGACUCAGAAACCAAAGAGGACAGCUUUGAAAUUAGGCUCACUGAUGGGAAACAUACGGUGGAGAAAAAAGUUCUUAUAAUGGUAAUUCCUGUUGACGAUGAGACACCAAGAAUGGCUAUAAACGAUGGACUUGAAGUAGAGAUUGGGGAGACCAAAAUAAUUAGUAACAGGGUUUUGAAGGCCACAGACCUUGACUCUGAGGACAAAGAAUUAACAUAUGUUGUGCGUCAUGGCCCAAGCCAAGGCUAUCUUCAGCGUAUUACAAAGUCUGGAGAUGUCAUAGGUAAUAUCACCCUUGGUAUGAAUUUCACGCAGGAUCAAAUUGACAAACAUCUCAUUCAGUAUGUGCACACAGGCCAGGAGGGAAUUCGUGACCUGCUAAAAUUUGACGUCACAGAUGGCAUCAAUCCCCUCAUUGACCGUUACUUCUAUAUCAACAUUGGAAGUAUUGACAUGGUCUUCCCAGAUAUAAUUAACAAAGGUGUGACUCUGAAAGAGGGUGGAAAAGUAACUCUUACCACGGACCUCCUCAGCACCACUGAUAUUAACAGUCCUGAUGAAUACCUGAGUUUCAGCAUCACACGAGCCCCAAGCAGAGGUCAUCUUGAGAGCACUGACCACCCAGGUGUUCCCAUCUCCACCUUUACCCAACUGCAGCUUGCUGGCAACAAGAUUUACUAUAUCCACACCUCUGAUGAUGAGAUGAAGAUGGACAGCUUUGAGUUUGAGGUCACAGAUGGUUACAACCCUGUCUUCCGUACCUUUAGAGUGUCCAUCACGGACGUGGAUAACAAGAAACCCGUCUUAACCAUCAACAAGCUAGUUGUUGGAGAGGGAGAAACUAAGCUCAUCACACCGUUUGAGUUGACAGUUGAAGAUCGGGACACUCCAGACAACCUGCUGCGUUUCAUCGUCACCCAGGUGCCAGUGCACGGGCAGCUGCUCUUCAACAACACCCAACCAAUUACUACCUUUACCAAGCAAGACCUCAAUGAAAACCUCAUCACAUAUAAGCAUGAUAGCACUGAAACAAAUGAAGACAGCUUCUCCUUCACUGUCACAGAUGGCACACACACAGAUUUUUACGUCUUUCCUGACACUGUAUACGAGACACGCAAGCCCCAGAUGAUGAUCAUUCGCAUCAACACCGUGGACAACGGUGUCCCCCAGAUUGUGGUCAAUAAAGCAGCUGCCUCACUAAGGAUCCUCCAAACAGGCCACCUGGGCUUCCUGAUCACCAGCAAGGCCCUUAGGUCCGAGGACAGAGACAGCCCCCGAAAGGUCCUGAAGUACACUGUGUCUGAGGCUCCUCUGCAUGGCUUCAUCAUGAACACUGCGGUGGGAAAUGAUAGCACAACCACCUUCACUCAAGCUGAUAUCGACGACAUGAAGAUCUGUUACGUGUUGUUGGAUGGGAGCAACGCCACAAGCGAUAUCUUCUACUUCACCGUUGAGGACAAUGGUGGAAACAAACUAAAGCCCCAGCCUUUCCGUCUUAACUGGGCCUGGAUCUCCCUGGAGAAGGAGUAUUACUUAGUUGACGAGGACGCCAAGUUCCUCGAGGUGACACUCAAACGCAGAGGCUACCUGGGGGAAACCUCAUUCAUCAGCAUUGGCACCAAGGAUGGCACAGCAGAGAAGGACAAAGACUUCCGUGGCAAGGCCCAGAAGCAGGUCCAGUUCAACCCCGGGCAAACCACAGCAACCUGGAAGGUGAAGAUCUUCACAGACCAGGAGUUUGAGACAUCUGAAACCUUUGAGAUACAGCUGUCAGAUCCCGUCAUGGCUGUGCUGGAGUAUCCCGAAGCUGCAACAGUCGAAAUUGUGGACCCUGGUGAUGAGUCGACAGUGUUCAUCCCUCAGGCUGAGUACAAGAUUGAGGAGGAUAUCGGAGAGUUACUGGUCCCAGUCCGUCGGUCUGGAGAUGCCAGCCAGGAGCUCAUGGUUGUCUGCUACACUCAGCAAGCCACAGCCACCGGCACCAUACCCAGUACCGUGCUGUCCUACUCUGAUUACAUCACACGACCCGAGGACCACACCAGCCUGCUGCGCUUUGACAAGGACGAGCGUGAGAAGCCCUGUCGCAUCAUCAUCAUAGACGACUCUCUGUACGAGGGGGAGGAGAGCUUCAACGUCAGCCUCAGCAUGCCUAUGGGGGGACAGGUGGGCGUCAGCUUCCCAAGUGCCAAGGUCACCAUCCUGGAAGACAGCGACGACGAGCCGUCCCUGUACUUUGGGGAGCCGGAGUACACGGUGGAUGAGAGUUCAGGCUAUGUUGAGGUGACGGUCUGGAGGACAGGGACUGACCUUUCUAAGACUGCUACUGUCACUGUCCGCUCCAGGAAGAGUGACCCUGUCUCUGCUGAAGCUGGCCUAGACUAUGUUGGCAUCAGUCGAAACCUGGACUUUGCCCCCGGAGUGACCAUGCAGACAUUCAGGGUGACCAUUCUGGAUGACCUGGGCCAGCCGGAGCUGGAGGGGCCCGAGACGUUUGACCUGGUGCUGCGGAUGCAAAUGAAUGCUGUGUUGGGGGAACCCAGCAAGACGACUAUCACGAUCAAUGACACAACCACCGAUGUGCCCAAGGUGCAGUUUAAGGAAGGCAGCUACAAGGUGGAUGAGAGUGAUGGGGAAGUAAAGGCCAUAGUGUACCGUAAUGGAGAUAUAAACCUCAAGUCGACGGUGCGCUGCUACACCCGCCAGGGUUCUGCUCAGGUUAUGAUGGAUUAUGAUGAGAGGCCCAACACUGACGCGUCAGUCAUCACUUUCCUACCAGGCGAGAGUGAGAAACCUUGCAUAGUAAAACUGGUGGAUGACUCCAUCUAUGAGGAGGCCGAGGAGUUCCGCCUGGUCCUGGGAAAUCCCAAGAGCAAGUCCCCCUAUGGAGCCUCCAUUGGGGAGCAGAAGGAAGCGCUGGUCACCAUUACGGAUGAGAAAGACAAGUCGAUCAUCCGUUUCUCUGAGAUCAAGUACAGCGUGCGGGAGCCCCAGGUCAAAGGGGAUGUGGCGACCGUGAGGAUUCCCAUCCUGCGUGUGGGCGACACCUCCAAGGUCUCCGUGGUCAGAGUGCACACGAAGGAUGGCUCUGCCACGUCAGGGGAGGACUACAACCCGCUGUCAGAGGAUGUGGAGUUCAAGGAGGGCGAGAAAGAACACUUUGUCGAGGUCGAGAUCCUAUAUGAUGGUCAGAGAGAGAUGAGAGAGGCCUUCACCGUGCACUUGAAGCCGGACGAGUACAUGGUAGCCGAAAUCCAGAUGAAUAAAGCCAUCGUAUACAUUGAGGAGAUGGACAGUGUCGCCGAUGUCACCUUCCCUGCCGUGCCCCAGGUGGUCUCGCUUCUCAUGUAUGAUGACACGGGGCGUACCAAAGAUAAACCCCACCCACCCAAUGGUUAUCCUGUUGUUUGCGUAACGGCCUGCAAUCCGAAGUACCAUGAUUUUGACAAAACGGGGUCGAUCUGCACGGCGGAAAACAUCAACGACACGCUGACUCAGUACCGCUGGCUGGUCAGUGCCCCCACUGGAUCAGAUGGAGUGACCAGCCCCAUGAAGGAGGUGGACACCAACACUUUCUUCACCAACACCAAGUCCAUCACCCUGGACGCCAUCUACUUCCAGGCCGGCUCUAGGAUCCAGUGUGCCGCUAGGGCCUUCAACACUAAUGGCGAUGCGGGCCUAGAGCUGUCCAGCCCUAUUGUGGUGAUGAGCAAGGAAGAAGGUAUGUGCCAGCCUCGUAUUGCUGGUACCGUGGGAGCUGAGCCCUUCUCCGCUAAGAUCCGCUACACGGGCCCAGAUGACCCUGACUUUCCCAACCUCAUCAAACUGACGGUCAACAUGCCUCACAUGGACGGCAUGUUACCGGUGAUUUCCACGAGGCCUCUGUCUAACUUCGAGCUCACGCUGAGUCCUGAUGGCACCCGCGUGGGCAAUCACCGCUGCUCCAACUUGCUGGACUUCAACGAGAUCCAGACUGGCCACGGCUUCAUCACCGAUGCUACCAAGAACCCGGAGAUCAUUGGCGAGACAUCUCCCUAUCAGUACAGCGUCGCCUUGCGCUCGGCCAACUCCCUGCGCUUCUACAGGAACCUGAACUUGGAGGCCUGUCUCUGGGAGUUCACCAGCUACUACGACAUGUCUGAGCUAUUGAACAACUGCGGAGGCUCCAUAGGCACAGACGGACAGGUGCUGAACCUGGUCCAGUCCUACGUCACCCUUCGAGUGCCUCUGUUUGUGUCUUACGUCUUCCACUCUCCUGUGGCUGUGGGAGGUUGGCAGCACUUUGACCUGCAGUCAGAGCUCAAACUCACCUUCGUGUAUGAUACAGCUAUUCUGUGGCAGGAUGGCGUUGGUAGCCCACCUGAGGCCGAGCUGCAAGGAGCCAUGUACCCUACCAGCAUGAGGAUCAAUGAGGAGGGCCGCUUGGUGGUCAACUUCAAAACUGAGGCUCGCUUCAGGGGACAGUUUGUUAUGUCACAUCCAGGAACCAGCCUGUCAUCCAUGGUGAUGUGUGCGGACCACCCUGGGCUGACAUUUACUCUUGCCCUCGUCAGGACUGAGCCAACCUACAACCAGCCAAUGCAGCAGUGGAGCUUUGUCUCAGACUUUGCUGUGCGUGACUACUCUGGAACGUACACAGUGAAGUUAAUCCCCUGCAGCGCGUCUCCCAAUGGAGAGUUUAGUAUCCCUCCUGUCUGCCACCCCAGAGAGCCACUUACCUUUGACAUGGACAUACGUUUCCAACAGGUGAGCGACCCAGUGGCGGCAGAGUUCAGCCUCAACACUCAGAUGUUCCUGCUGUCGAAGAGGGAGCUGUGGCUGUCUGAUGGCUCCAUGGGCUUCGGCGAGGGCACCGACGCUGCUUUCUCAGAAGGGUCCUCAAUCUAUGGUCGUGUGAUGGUAGACCCAGUCCAGAACCUUGGCGAUUCCUUCUCCUGCAGCAUUGAGAAGGUUUUCCUCUGCACUGGAAGAGACGGAUAUGUCCCAAAAUACAAUCCCACCGACAAGGAGUAUGGCUGCCUGGCUGAUGCUCCCUCACUGCUCUACAGAUUCAAGAUCCUAGACAAAGCUCAGCCAGAGACCCAGGCCACAGCAUUUGGGGAUGUUUCCUUUGCAGCCACUUUAGCCCAAGACACCCCUGAAGCUCUGCCUCUGAUCAGACAGCCUGGAUCAGAUGGCUUCACCCUCUCCUCAUCACCACUCUUUCAGGUGGCUGCUGGCCGGGAGUGGUUCAUUCAUACCAUCUACACAGUCCGUUCCCGAGAAAAUGCCAAGCGCAAUAUCGGAAAGCGCAGCGUGGAGUACUUGCAUCACAGCCUGUCCUACGUUGACCAGCCUCAAACCCAACACGACGCCUCCAAAUCGGCCACCCGUCACAGACGCGCAGCCCCAGUUCCCUCUGGCGCAGACCUGGCCAAGGACAUUGGUGUCGAUAACAACCGCGGCACAAACAUCCAACAUAUUGCUCUGGACCGAUCAGACCGCAUGGUGGUCAGCCAGCGCCAGCCCUGGUCCCCCAGCCGUGACCUUGAGCCCCUCCGGGAGCGCCCCCUGUUGGAGAGAUCUGACAAAGAGCCCGCUGACACCUCCACCCUGGCUAUGUUGGUCGGCCUGGCAGGCCUGAUCCUCUUCAUCUGCCUCAUUGCUACCAUUGUCAUACUGCUGGUGCGACGUAAGAGGCAGGCAAAGAAGAACCAGUUCCCUCCCUACGCCACCUCAUCAUCUACCGCCUACAGUGGCUAUAGCCAAGGGCCACUGAGCAUGUGGAACAGCUCAGACAGCUCUGAGGUCUAG
Messenger RNA from Lampris incognitus (smalleye Pacific opah), 9447 nucleotides. RefSeq names its product Fras1 related extracellular matrix 3 (gene frem3). Gene Ontology annotation, cellular component: membrane. Gene Ontology annotation, biological process: cell communication. NCBI's taxonomy places the organism in Eukaryota, Metazoa, Chordata, Actinopteri, Lampriformes, Lampridae. The record is from RefSeq and is a predicted model, not a curated record.